Molecule: messenger RNA, 624 nt
Organism: Metarhizium brunneum ARSEF 3297
Lineage: Eukaryota; Fungi; Ascomycota; Sordariomycetes; Hypocreales; Clavicipitaceae
Source: RefSeq, a predicted model, not a curated record
AUGCCGAACACACCGCCGCCAGCUCUGCUUCCACCCCCGGAAGGCAUAUUUCGAUCUUUCGAGGAUCUUAUGGCUUCGGUUCAGAGGGUCGCCAAAGAUCAGGGAUAUGGAAUUGUCAAGCUUCGCGCAUCUAAUUAUCGAGACGGAAAGCCGACGCGUUAUGACCUGGUAUGUGAUCGGGGUGGAGUCAAGUACAACAGUACAGCCAAGAAGCGCAAUCCCUCCACACGCAAGAUCGACUGUCCUUUUCGUGCAAAAGCCGUAUGCGAGGUGCAACUCGGAAAUCAGUGGAGAUUCGCUUUGCAGGAGCCUCGCCAUAAUCACGAACCCCGCGUUCCAUCUGGAACACCAGGCCAAGAAAAUGCACCAUUAGCAACGACUAUUCGCUCCUUCACAAACAAGUUGGAUCGGCUGAGCCAUGACAUCGCUCAAGGGUUUAUACGCAUCGAGCAACGGUUGGAUAAUAUCGAGAAGCGAAUGGAAAACCUGGAGGCUCGAGCGGGUGGUUACGAACCCCGAUUCCAAACGAUCGAGUCAAGACUACAAAAUAUGGAGGGGCCGCGCAUGGAUGGCAUGGGAAUGGAUGACGUUGAGUCGCGCCUAUUGGCCUCUACGGUCAUGUAG